This is a messenger RNA of Coffea arabica (coffee), 3957 nucleotides long. The record is from RefSeq and is a predicted model, not a curated record. NCBI's taxonomy places the organism in Eukaryota, Viridiplantae, Streptophyta, Magnoliopsida, Gentianales, Rubiaceae.
AUGAGAGUUGUGGUGUGGAACUGCCAAGGGGUGGGGAGUCCCUUGACAGUUCCCCAGCUGAGGGAGGUUAAUCACCUCUCCUCUCCAAAUAUUUUUUUCCUAAGUGAAACUAAGAACAGGAAGGCAGUCAUAGAUAGAAUAGCUAGAAGGUUACGGCUAGAUAACAGUGUGACCGUGGAAGCUAUGAAUAGAACAGGGGGGAUGGCCUUACUUUGGACUAAGGAUACACAAAUUGUAGAGGUGGUCACUACUGCUUUUACUAUCGAAGCUAAGAUUGAAGGUAAUGAAUCUCAGGCGGCAUGGUGGUUCAUUGGAGUGUAUGCUAGUUGUGAUAGAGGGAUCAGGAAGGAACAAUGGAGAGUGCUUACGGAUAGAAGCCACCCUUGGACUUGGAGCAAUCACUGGGACAAUGAAGGGGAGAUUCGUCAAAGGCUUGAUAGAGCCUUGGGUAGUAUGGAUUGGUUCCAAGAUUUUGAGAGUGCUAAGUGUCACCACAUUGAGACUCUAGCGUCUGAUCACUCGUUGCUUUUGCUAGACACCAAUCCAGGGAUAGAAAGGAAAAAAAAGAGGUUUUACUUUGACAAGAGGUGGCUCCAAAAAGAGGGGAUCCAGCAAGUAGUGGAGCAAGCCUGGAGUAGGGAGGAACAGGGCUCAAAUUUGUUCAAAGUGACUAGAAAAAUUAGGAAUUGCAGAAUUGAACUCUUGAAGUGGAGAAAUAAUGCCCAGACUAACUCUAGGAGUAAGAUUGACGGUCUUAAGCAGGAUCUUGAGAAGACUAGGAAUGCUGGUUUAGCGAACAAAAAGGAGAAAUGUCAGGAUCUCAAAAGACAGCUGGCUAACGCUUACAAGGAGGAAGAAGCUUUCUGGAGCCAGAAGUCCAGAAUCAACUGGUUGAGAGAAGGGGAUAAAAAUACUAAAUAUUUUCACUCUUUUGUCAAGGGGAGGCGUGUGAGUAAUAGAUUGAACAGGUUACAAAGAGAGGAUGGUUCUUGGACUGUGAAUGAAGAGGAGGUAGUGACUGAACUUUCUGAGUAUUUUAAGGACCUGUUUACGAGUGGUGGGAAGGAUGAGAUGACAGAAAUCUUAGAGGGAAUUCCACACUAUAUUACUCAGGAGAUGAAUGAUAAGUUAUCCAAGGAAGUUAUGGAGGAAGAAAUUCAUGAUGCUUUGUUCUCUAUGAAUCCAGAAAAAGCCCCUGGACAAGAUGGAAUGACUCCUUUGUUUUUUCAGAAAUUCUGGAAUACUAUUAAAAGUGACAUCAUUUUUGCGAUUAAAGCUUUUUUCCACUCAGGCCACAUGCUCAAAUCAGUCAACCACACUGUUAUAUCCCUUAUUCCCAAAACUUUGAACCCAACCAAUCUGAAAAAUUUCAGGCCUAUCAGUCUGUGUAGUGUGCUUUAUAAAAUCAUAUCAAAAAUUCUGGCAAAUAGACUGAAAUCUGUCCUGGAUCUGUGUAUUAGCAAAACUCAAUCUGCUUUCAUCCCAGAAAGACAGAUUCUAGAUAAUGUGAUCAUUGCUCACGAGUACAUGCAUUUUCUUAAAAAUAAAAGACAAGGGAAAGAGGGAUACAUGGCUAUCAAAUUGGACAUGGCAAAGGCUUAUGAUAGGGUGGAGUGGCAAUGCUUGUUGAAAAUGAUGGAAAAGAUGGGUUUUUGCUCUAAAUGGAUUAACUGGAUUCAUAGCUGUUUGAAGACUGUGAGUUACUCUUUCAACUGUAAUGGUGAGGUUAAAGGCUUUGUGACACCAGAAAGAGGGAUAAGGCAGGGGGACCCUCUGUCUCCAUACCUGUUUCUAAUAUGUUCUGAGGGCUUCUCCAAUUUGCUAAGAAGGGCUGAGGAAAGCAAAAGAAUUCAGGGACUCAAAAUCAGCAGACUUGGUCCAGUGUUAACACAUCUGUUCUUUGCGGAUGAUUCUAUAAUAUUUUGUAAGGCUAAUAAGAAUGAGGCUGUGGAAAUUAUGAAGGUGCUAAAUACAUAUGAAAAUGCCUCGGGACAGUUAGUCAAUCUGGACAAGUCAGCAGUGUUUUUUAGCAAAAAUGUGGAUGAUGUGCAGAAGAAGGAGAUAUGCCUGGCAUUAGGAGGAAUGGUAGAGGCUAAGCAAGGCAAAUACCUGGGACUCCCUAUGGUAGUAUCAAGAUCUAAAGAGCAGAUUUUUGGUUUUGUGAGAGAUAAUAUAAGGAGAAGAUGUCAGAAUUGGAAGAACAAACUUUUGAGUCCAGCAGGUAAGGAAGUGUUGCUGAAAGCAGUUGUUAUGGCAAUGCCCACAUACGUGAUGUCUUGUUUUAAGCUGUCCAGACGAUUGUGUAAAGAUAUAUGUGCUUUGAUGGCCAACUUCUGGUGGGGUGAAGCUCAUGGUAAGAACAAAAUGCACUGGCUGUCUUGGGAAAAAUUGGCAAUGGCAAAAAGUGCAGGAGGUUUAGGAUUUAAGGAUAUCGAAGCUUUCAAUCAAGCACUGUUAGGGAAGCAAGUUUGGAGGAUACUUACUAAACCAAAUCUAUUGGUUAGUAAGGUGUUGAAAGCCAGAUAUUCUCCUCAGGAAUCGAUACUACAGUGUAGUCUCCCCAGAAAUGCAUCCUGGAUCUGGCAAGGACUCAUGGGGGCAAGAAAUUUAAUCAAUGCUGGAAUUAUAAGAAGGAUAGGAAAUGGAAGGAGUACAAAUAUAUGGAGCCACAAGUGGAUUCCAGACACUGAUACAGGGAUGCCAACUACUAGUCGAGGGAUUCAUUGUGAGCUGGAAAAAGUGGAGGAGCUUAUUUGUCAGCAUAGGUGGAACAGGAACAUCAUAUUCAGAUCCUUCAAUAGCAAUGAUGCACAAAAAAUUUUAGCUAUUCCUCUGAGUUUAGCUGAUAGGGAAGAUAGCUUUUAUUGGCAACCAAAGGUGGGAGGGAUGUACACUGUCAAUUCUGGUUAUAAGUUUCUGAUGAAGCAACACAGGAUGGGAGGCAGGUGCAGGCAGGAAGGAGCUAGCUCUAGCUAUUCGGCAAGUGAUUCGGAGUUAGCUCAGAUGUGGAAUACACUGUGGAGCUUAAACAUCAAACAUAAAAUCAAAUUCUUCAUCUGGAAAUGCAUUCAAGGUGCUCUGCCUGUGAAAGCAGCAGUAAAUAGACGAACGGGGGAGGGUGAUCCGAUAUGUAAGAUGUGUGGUUUAGCACAGGAGACAGUCGAACAUCUUUUGCUGAAUUGCCCCCACUCGGAAAACAUAUGGAAGGCAUCUCCCAUUCAGUGGGAUGGAGCAAAGGAGCAGCAGGGAGAUUUCAAAAGGUGGUGGUUAAGAAUCUCUGAAGCAAGGCACAGGUCAGAAGGGAUGGAACACAUUGGAUUAACUGCAAACAUCCUGUGGCAGGUGUGGAAGGAAAGAAACAAAAUAGAAUUCGAGAAUGCUAACUUCGAUCCCCCCUUCAAAUCUAUAAGGAAAGCUCAUUUGGAAUGGUUAGAGCAGCAGCAGAUAGAGUACAAAGAAAAAGAAGAGAGCACGUUUGAAACAGUCCCUAGGCAAGAUGUUCAGCAUCAGAAUUAUGUAAAUGAAGGAGAAGUGCUAAUGGAGGUGAAUACAACCACGAAGCAAGGGCAGUUGUUUGUGGGAAUUGGAGUCACAGUUCAGUUUUUUGCAAGGAACACGAUGAUAGGGUGGGCACUGAAAGACAUUAGUUCUGGAAACAAAAUCCUAGAUGAAGCGUUGGCACUGAAGCUGGUGUUGUGUAAAGCUGUACAACGCAAGUGGAGCAAUCUUAAGCUGAGAUUUUGUAACAAAGAACUGUGGAGACAAUUAAAAUAUCAGAGCCCAGCAAACAGCAAAAUGGCAACAGUACUUGAAGACAUCUCUCAGUUACAGAGAUUGUUUUGCAUGUGCUCUUUUGUUUUGGAUAGGGAAGAAAAUAUGACAGUCAGUAAAACAUUGAGUGUUGAUGCGUUAAGCAUUAUUGUGGAUGAGGAGCGACAGCUUCCUCAGUGUCUUUGA